Messenger RNA from Ornithodoros turicata, 909 nucleotides. RefSeq lists its product as uncharacterized. Gene Ontology annotation, biological process: DNA integration. The record is from RefSeq and is a predicted model, not a curated record. The transcript is spliced from 2 exons. NCBI's taxonomy places the organism in Eukaryota, Metazoa, Arthropoda, Arachnida, Ixodida, Argasidae. Gene Ontology annotation, molecular function: nucleic acid binding. The coding region runs from base 118 to 903 and encodes 261 amino acids.
CAAGCAGCACCGUUAUCAGCAGACAAGAUACGGGAAGAAACGCAAAGGGAUGCGGUCUAGUCAAAGGUACUCUUUUUUGUUUUGAAUGGUUGGCCUGCGAAAUCGUCGGACGACAACAUGGCACCGUUUUUUGUGCGGAAAGAUGAACUGUCGGUAGACUGCGGUUGCGUCACGUGGGGAAACAGAGUUGUCAUCCCAAAAGCACUACAAGCGGAAGUAUUGCAACUUUUGCACGAAGGACACCCAGGCGUGACGCGCAUGAAAAUGUUAUCGAGAAGCCACGUUUGGUGGCCUAAGUUAACCACGUGCAUUGAGGAAGCCGUAAAAGGCUGUUCAACCUUCCAGCUUACUCAGAACGCAGCACCGAAAAUACAGGGGUCAUCGUGGGGUUGGCCAACCAGACGUUGGCAGAGGGUUCAUUUGGACUUUGCAUACUACAAUAACGAAUGGUUUUUGGUUCUUGUUGACGCCUACUCCAAAUGGGUGGACGUCCAAUACAUGAAGUCAACCACAGCGGCCAUCACUGUGGAAACACUACGCACGGUUUUUGCAGCUUUCGGACUUCCGGAGAAAAUUGUGACGGACAAUGGUCCUCAAUUUGUGUCUGACGAAUAUUCAAAUUUCCUGAGAACGAACGCUGUGCAGCAUACGAGGACACCGCCGUACCACCCAGCCUCAAAUGGAGCAGCGGAAAGACUUGUCCAGACAGUCAAACGAAGUCUCCUACGCCAAUUUCGGGAUGAGGAGAGCACAGGAGUGACUCGGACGAUUCGACAUCGACUGGAUCAGUUUCUCUUCGUAUACCGUAACACACCGUGUCCAACAACUGAACGAUCCGGAUUCCAGAGGAGACCAGUACACAGCAACCGCCUGACCCGGCUUUGGCAGUCCAGCCUCAAGUAGAAGACG